Molecule: messenger RNA, 393 nt
Organism: Trypanosoma conorhini
Lineage: Eukaryota; Euglenozoa; Kinetoplastea; Trypanosomatida; Trypanosomatidae
Product: cob(I)alamin adenosyltransferase
Exons: 1
Coding region: 1-393 (130 amino acids)
Source: RefSeq, a predicted model, not a curated record
AUGUUAUGCCUGCCCGCCGAUGGGCCCUCGUCCUCCAGGCGGCCCCCCCAAACCAGAGGCGUUUUCUUCGGGUGCCGCGGUUGUGCCUCCACGGUAGGCCGGGGGCGUCUGCGGAGGCCGCGUGCUCUUUGUGCCGCGAGGGACGCGGUGGCCGAGGGCAAAAAUGAGUUGGAGCGGCUUCUCCCGCGCGAGGUUGAGGAGGCGCACCGGAGGGCGCAUGACGCCGGGAGGGACAAGUACGUCGACCCAACCGCCGGCCGGCCGCUUCUGACGCGGAGCUUCCACAUGAGGCGCGGCGUCUGCUGCGGGAAAAGGUGUCGGCAUUGUCCGUACGGGCACGUAAACGUCCCUGCCGCGGCCGGGUUGGCGCCAGCAGGGAGACGGAUCGCUUGA